ACCUUGCAUUCACUAUAUCCAGGCUGUCAGACCCUACAUUCACUAUAUCUGGUCUCUCCGGACCCUGCAUUCACUAUACCUGGUCUCCCAGGACCCUGCACUCACUAUAUCUGGUCUCCCCGGACCCUGCAUUCACUAUAUCUGGUCUCCCCGGACCCUGCAUUCACUAUAUCUGGUCUCUGCGGACCCUGCAUUCACUAUAUCUGGUCUCCCCGGACCCUGCAUUCACUAUACCUGGUCUCCCAGGACCCUGCACUCACUAUAUCUGGUCUCCCCGGACUCUGCAUUCACUAUAUCUGGUCUCCCCGGACCCUGCACUCACUAUAUCCGGUCUCCCCGGACCCUGAACUCACUAUAUCUGGUCUCCCAGGACCCUGCACUCACUAUAUCUGGUCUCUC
This is a messenger RNA of Staurois parvus, 399 nucleotides long. Lineage: Eukaryota; Metazoa; Chordata; Amphibia; Anura; Ranidae. The record is from the annotation of a GenBank genome assembly.